Molecule: messenger RNA, 2972 nt
Organism: Procambarus clarkii (red swamp crayfish)
Lineage: Eukaryota; Metazoa; Arthropoda; Malacostraca; Decapoda; Cambaridae
Gene: Delta
Product: neurogenic locus protein delta
Biological process (GO): negative regulation of Notch signaling pathway; Notch signaling pathway; multicellular organism development
Cellular component (GO): plasma membrane
Molecular function (GO): calcium ion binding; Notch binding
Source: RefSeq, a predicted model, not a curated record
UGUUUCAGGAGGUGGAGGAAGGCGGGGCCAGAGACGGGCGGCCGGCGACGCGGACGGGUUGAACGUUUUACCGCCAGAUGCCAGUCUGUCACUAACCGUCAGAGGGAGAGGGUGUGCCGUGCGCUGUCCUCCGCACCUUGACACACGCACUCCUAUAAUUCACACUUUUACAGCCAUGCGGUGGCUAGUGCAUCCAGGGGUCGUUUCACUGGCCCUAAUCACCAUCUCCACUUGUUUAUCAGAGACUUACGCCAAUGCAGUGUUCGAACUCAGACUGAAAAAGUUUUCCAACCGCGACGGUCGAGAUACUGAAGGGAAUUGCUGCAGCGGCUUCAGAAACACUCAGGGCGAGUGCACAGGCACUUGUAGCACCAAGUUCCGAGUGUGUCUCAAAGUCUAUCAGGAGAUAAUCGACCCUAAAUCCCCUUGCACGUUUGGGGAGGCGAUUUCUCCCAUUCUGGGCGAGAAUGAAGUGGAUUUCAGCAAGGCGGAUUUGCAGGAUUUUGCCAAUCCCGUGCGAUUUCAGUUGGCUUCGUGGCAGGGGACUUUUUCGCUGAUCAUAGAGGCCUGGCAUGGAGAAUCGAACGGCACAGCCUCUUACGAAGGUCCUGUCCUUAUCAGUCGACUAAUGACCCAAAGAUGGCUGGAAUUAGGAGACGAUUGGGAAGAAGAUAACCACAGAACUGCUCAUUCCUCUCUGAGUUACGAGUACAGAGUCAGCUGCCAGGAGCACUACUAUGGCCAAGGCUGUCGGAAAUGGUGUCGCCCUAGGAACGAUUCCUUCGGGCAUUAUGUCUGUAAUGCCACGGGCUACUUGGUGUGUCUGGAUGGCUGGCAAGGCACCCAUGAUUACUGUAUAACUCCUAUCUGUAGGGCGGGCUGCCACCCUGCUACAGGCCAUUGUGAACAGCCGAACGAAUGCAAAUGUCACAAUGGUUGGAAGGGUCCGAACUGCGACCAGUGUGAGAAAUAUCCCGGCUGCUUGCACGGCACUUGCGAGAAGCCUUGGCAAUGUGCUUGCGACGAGGGCUGGGGCGGCCUCUUCUGCAACCAGGACCUCAACUUCUGCACCAAUCAUCGCCCGUGCAAGAACGGGGCUACGUGUUUCAACACCGCUCCUGGUUCCUAUUCGUGUCAGUGCCCACCGGGUUUCUCCGGUACGAACUGUGAGAUUAUCAACGACACCUGUGCCACUACUCCGUGUCGGAACGGUGGCACUUGUCUGGACACAGGUGAUGAUAAUUUCGUGUGCCAAUGUCCCUCUGGGUACACCGGGCAGUAUUGCGAGAUUUCCGGACAGUCUUGUGCCGAUAGACCGUGUAUGCACGGCGCAACCUGUUCCGACACCACUACAGGCUACAAAUGCCUGUGUCACGCCGGCUACGAAGGCCCGAAUUGCGAACGACCCGUUAACGAAUGCGCCUCCGAUCCGUGCCUGAAUGGUGGCUCGUGUGUUGACGAACACGAUGGCUUCGAAUGCGUGUGUCCUGUCGGCUACAGCGGUUCGCGGUGUCAGACCAACAUUGAUGACUGUUCGCACCGGCCCUGUCUCAAUGGUGGCACCUGCAUUGAUGGCAUUGAUUCCUACGUGUGCCGCUGCGUCCCUGGCUUCCUGGGGACUUUAUGCCAAACCAAUGUCGACGAUUGCAGCACGAGGCCCUGUGCUAAUGGCGGCACUUGUAUGGAUGGCAUCAAUGAUUUCCAGUGCCAAUGCAAACCCGGUUGGGCAGGCCGGCAGUGCACGGAGACUGUGCAGAUUGCGUACUCGCCCUGUGCCUCUUCGCCUUGCAGCAAUGGCGGCCAUUGCUUGGAAGCUCCGGAUCUUGCAGUGGGAUACAAGUGCUCGUGUCCCCAUGGUGUGGGCGGCCCGCGGUGCUCCAUCGACACUUCGAAGACAUCGCCGCAGACGGGAAAGGUCGUCGAACCCAUGUCACCGGCCCAGGUGGUGUUGAUCGUGGUGUUCAGUGCCGCGGUGCCAGUGCUUGUUGUAGUAUCAGUGCUGGCGAUAGUGUGCAUGAAACGCAAGCGCACGCGCGAUCGCGCGCGACAAGACGAAGAAGCCCGCCGCCAGAACGAGCAGAAUAUGGCGCAUAACGCCGUUAAUGCCGUCAAUAACAAAUGCCUGGAAGACCAUAUGAUCUUUAACUCCCUGGAUUAUCCGGCCAAACCCCUGAACACUCAGCUACAGGGACCCCACCACCAGGAGCCGGAGUACAAGAAGGUGUCCGAGAACACGUACAGCAUCGUGCCCACAAGGAGUUCCAAGACGCUCAACACCGACGUCUCGAGGUUGUCUUUGGCAGAUCGACUGGAGAAGGACCUCGAGGCUCUCACCUGUCGAGGGACUCCCACCUCGGAGUUCGGCGUCCCGUGCAAGGUCAUCCCAGAUGCACAUCUGCCUCGCACACACAGUCACAGCGAUGUGUUUAUGAAGCGAGGCGGGAGCUGUGACAUCAACACAUCAACCAACACCUUGACAUCAGCGUGUUCACCCUCGACCUGCACUACGCCCUCUAGCGUGUUCGUUAUAGAAGAACAUUACGAGAGUGAGAACUACAUUGCUACGGAGGUCUAGGGACGGGGGGCCUCUGUGAAGAUGUGGUUCCUUAAGGAGGGACUCAAGAGACACUUUUUCUGAAGUGCAUUGUGCUAGUGACGCCAAAAAAAUUGGAAAUGAGAUGAGUUACUGUGGAUAAUAUUGUGAAUGUUGUCUAAUCUUUUUUUUCCCUGUUCUAUCUUUCUUUAUAUUUUCCUUCUGUUUCUUUCCCAGACCCAGAAAUUCUCCUUUUGUAAGUCUUCAACUGUGUUAAAGUGCUUUUGUUUUGACUGUUGAAUGUUUAAACCCUUUUAUCUGUCUCUGUCUGUCUGUGUGUCUGUCUCUCUCUCUCUCUCUGUCUCUCUCUUUCUCUCUCUCUCUCUUUCUCUCUCUCUGUCUCUCUCUGUCUGUCUCUGUCUCUGUCUCUCUCUCUCUC